This is a messenger RNA of Eurytemora carolleeae, 1373 nucleotides long. RefSeq names its product tyrosine-protein kinase Abl. Gene Ontology annotation, molecular function: protein tyrosine kinase activity; protein binding; ATP binding. Lineage: Eukaryota; Metazoa; Arthropoda; Copepoda; Calanoida; Temoridae. The record is from RefSeq and is a predicted model, not a curated record. Gene Ontology annotation, biological process: protein phosphorylation.
GUUUACCACCAAGUCUGAUGUUUGGGCAUUUGGUAUUUUGCUUUGGGAGAUUGCAACUUACGGGAUGACUCCUUAUCCAGGCGUUGAACUCACGGAUGUUUACCAGUUACUGGAGAGUGGAUACAGGAUGGAGUGCCCACCUGGUUGCCCUGCUAGGGUUUAUAGUUUGAUGCGUGACUGCUGGGACUGGGAUGCUGGAAGACGACCAACCUUUCAAGAAAUACAUUUUGACAUGGAGAACAUGUUCCAGGUUUAUUCAACGGAAUCCUCGAUCACAGAAGAGGUUGAGGCAGAGCUCCGACCUCAUUCUUCAACCUCAACCUCCACUCCUAUCCUCCCUACCAGAAAACUGCGCCAGGGAACAGACAAAGCACGAAUGCCGCGUGAAGAUUCAAAUGUUGGCCCACGUGCUGGCACUGAAUGUCGUCCUCCUAGUCAACCUCAAACUGGGGCCAUUCUUAGUAACAAGUCAACUGUUGUGAUGUUACGACGGGGUCCAAACAAACAGGCUCCAGCUCCUCCAAAACGGACCAGUUCCUUCCGGGACAGCAGCUACGAUGCUGACGGAUACUCAGAGCGGGAGAUGGAGGGUCAACUUAUAUCAGGGCAUUUGGCGGACAGUGAAGGAGAUCUAGGAGAUAGUGACCGGGAACUGGAAGAGGAUAAUGGAGGGGAUGAACGUUAUCAAGCGCAGCUGCCGCUCUCGUCCUUCAAACGUGCUCCUGCCCCUGCAAUGGGCGGACGGGCUGCUGAACAGCGGCGCCAAGACGAAAAGCGCUCGCGCAGCAAAGGCGACCGUAAGAAGGAGAAGCGGGUGGGUCAGCUUGAUGAAAAGAAUUUGAAGCGCGCAGCUAACCGGUAUGGUACUCUGCCCAAGGGUGCGCGCAUAGGAGCAUACCUGGAGUCCUUGAGGGGCGCAGGGAUGACACCGGAACCGGUUUCUGAAGAGUCCGGUCAUGAUACCUUAGAUUCACAGCGAUCCGGGGCUACUGAUCCAGGUCGUGUAUCGGAUCUUCAACUGACCCCAGCUAUGGCAAGGUCAAAUUCCUCUCAUGGUGGUUUUCCAGGCGUGAACAACCAGAAGUCCCGGCUAGGGUCACGCUCUGGUCAACUUCCAAGACGUUUACCCACUUAUACACAGGGUGGAUCCUCAUCUAUGAGUCCCCGACCCGGUCAAAAAUCCUCCGGUAUGCCCGAGAUAGAUUUCCCGCCUCCACCCUCCGAUUUACCCUCGGAGGAUUCAACUCCUCUUCCCUCCUCUCCUGAAUAGAUUCCUCAAAUACCGGGAACAGUCCCCUGACUCCUGUGACUCCAACAAGUCCCUUCCGGAGUCCACAAAGCAAAGUGCUUUCUCUCCUGCACCGUCUCCCCUC